Molecule: messenger RNA, 399 nt
Organism: Bacidia gigantensis
Lineage: Eukaryota; Fungi; Ascomycota; Lecanoromycetes; Lecanorales; Ramalinaceae
Exons: 2
Coding region: 1-399 (132 amino acids)
Cellular component (GO): membrane
Source: RefSeq, a predicted model, not a curated record
AUGGCGACCGGCGUCGAAUGGCUGCAAAAGCAGAAGAAAAGCGAGCUAGCUGAGCUAGCCGGACAGGUUGGGAUGAAGAGCUAUGAGCGCAUGAAGAAAUCCGAACUAGAAGUCGCCCUUGAAGACCACCUGCGCACGCACCAAUCCUCAUAUGCCUCCAACCCCAGCACAGCAGCCUUCUAUCAGGGCGUCGACCCUGCCUCACCGGUAAAGCACAGAGGCGGUAAAGCCGUGUCAGGCGGAAAGGCCGAAGAUGAGAAAAAGCCGCGCCAGCGCCGGCAGACAAUGAAAGCGAAGGAGGAAGCUGAAGGGUACACCUCCCCACCCACAUCCCGCUAUCAUCCACCUACAGCACCUCUGUCCUAUACCCAUAAGACCCCCAAGUCUACGACCUUCUAA